Passer domesticus (house sparrow) is the source of this 2303-nucleotide messenger RNA. RefSeq names its product galactose-1-phosphate uridylyltransferase (gene GALT). Gene Ontology annotation, cellular component: cytoplasm. The record is from RefSeq and is a predicted model, not a curated record. Gene Ontology annotation, biological process: beta-D-galactose catabolic process via UDP-galactose, Leloir pathway. Gene Ontology annotation, molecular function: UDP-glucose:hexose-1-phosphate uridylyltransferase activity; zinc ion binding. Bases 1 to 1257 code for a protein of 418 amino acids. Lineage: Eukaryota; Metazoa; Chordata; Aves; Passeriformes; Passeridae. The transcript has 12 exons.
AUGCCGCGCUCCGCCGCCCCCGGCACCGGGAGCGGGACCCGGGCCGGGACCGCCCCCGCCGCGGCCACGCCACGCACGGCCCGGGCGGCUGCGCCGGCGCGGUGGGGCGGGGCGGGAGGCUGGAAGGGGCCGAUCCCGCCGGUUUUCCGGGAUUGGGGAGGCAUGGAGCCAUCGCUGGCCGGGGCGGCGGAGGGGGGCGGCCGUUUCCGCGCCAGCGAGCACCAGCACGUCCGGUACAACCCGCUGAGGGACGACUGGGUGCUGGUGUCGGCCCACCGGGUCAAGCGCCCUUGGCAGGGCCAGGUUGAGAAGCCGCCCCCCGAGGAUGUGCCCCGCUGGGACCCCAAGAACCCGCUCUGCCCUGGGGCCACCCGGGCCAACGGCGAGGUGAACCCCAAGUACGAGGGUACUUUCGUCUUCCCAAAUGACUUCCCUGCACUGCAGCCUGAUGCUCCAGAGCCUGAUGACAGUGAUCACCCCUUGUUUCAAGCUGCUGCAGCCCGGGGUGUGUGCAAGGUGAUGUGUUUCCACCCCUGGUCGGACCUGACGCUGCCCCUCAUGUCCCUGCCAGAGAUCCGGGCUGUCAUCGAUGCGUGGGCAGAGCUGGCGACGGAGCUGGGUGCUUCCUACCCCUGGGUGCAGAUCUUCGAGAACAAGGGAGCCAUGAUGGGCUGCUCCAACCCGCACCCCCACUGCCAGGUGUGGGCCAGCAGCUUCCUCCCGAACGAGGCGCGCCUGGAGGACCGGACCCAGCGCCAGCACCUGAGCCAGCACGGCGUGCCCAUGCUGCUGGAGUAUGCUGAGCAGGAGGCUCGCCGAAAGGAACGGCUGGUGGUGGAGAAUGCAGACUGGCUGGUCGUGGUGCCAUACUGGGCUACCUGGCCCUACCAGACCCUGCUGCUGCCCCGCCGCCAUGUCUGCCGCCUCCAAGACCUCAGUGACAGUGAGAAGGACAGCCUGGCCUCCAUCAUGCAGAGGCUGCUCAUCAAGUACGACAACCUCUUCGAAGUCUCUUUCCCGUACUCCAUGGGCUGGCACGGAGCCCCCACAGGGCCCUACCUGGAGGAGGACUGCAGGCACUGGCAGCUCCAUGCCCACUACUACCCCCCGCUGCUGCGCUCCGCCACUGUCCGUAAGUUCAUGGUGGGAUACGAGAUGCUGGCGCAGGCGCAGAGGGACCUCACCCCGGAGCAGGCAGCCGAGCGCCUGAAGAGCCUCCCCGAGGUGCACUACAAGAAGAGGGCUGAGGAGGUGUGAUGGGGAGCAGCAGAGCAGCCAGUCCUCAGGUGAAAGCCCUGGGACUCUGCAGGGGUAGGUGAUGGACAGUGAUGCCACCACAGCUGAUGUUGGGGGAAACCCUCACGUCUUCACAAAUAGUUUUCAUUUGUCACUGAUGAGCCAUUCUCACAACUCUCUAAUGAGACUCCUCUCCUUGUCCAGUCUGUGAGUGCGCUCCUGGGGUCUAGAAAUACCUUGCAAAGAGAGGAAUGCUCUCCUCCUGCCUCCAAGACAACAGUUCAUGGGGAAGGCUGUGUUCCCUGUGCCCCAUCCGUGCAUCACUCUCCCGUGGGGCUAGGACAGAUGGAAGGGCCUCUUGGCCUGUGUGGUGCUGGAUGCCCUCCUCCAUGCUGGUCCUGUCUUUCUGCCUGAUUGCCUCAUCCCAGAGCCCACAAACUGCCCUCUCCUGACCUGAGCGCUGCCCAGGUGCUCCGGGGCUGUGGGGAGGAGCUGGUGGCUGACCCUUGAGCUUGGACCUGUACACAGCAUCCCUCACCAGGGCAUCGGCGCUGCCAGCUGGGAAUCUGGCCUCUUGCAAAACUGAUUUCUCCCCUCCUGGGACAAACAGAGUCUGAUCUCUGCCGCCAUCCCGAUGGCGAGCCCUUCCCAUUGCAACAAGUGCCUCUGCUCCAACUUCCCCACUUGUUCUCCAGGGUCCUGGGAAAGCGGCAACAAAUUGACUUAAGUGUGGCAAUGCAGCUCGGGGUAAUUAGGCGCUGAACCGGUUGUAACGAAGCUCGUCAUCUCCCUGCUCGGGCAGUUAGCUCUGAUUUAAUGGCCCGGCGGCUCCCAGCCCCGGGCUGCCGAGCCUCGGCCCGCGGCCGUAAAUGAAACGCGCAGUUGAGUCAAGCGGUAUUAAACUUUACAGUCGCCGUCUCUAAAAACGAGACUCUCUCCAGUAAAUCAGGGCAAGUGGGAUUGUAAAUAUCGAGGCAGGAUCCAUAUUGCUUAAUUAAACAGCGCCUAAUGAACAGCCUGUUUGUUGUGUUGUGAUUUAGGAUGGAGGCUGGGGAGGCAGUGCGUGC